AUGGCCUGCGCCGUCCUCCAUCCCCCCUCGCCCGUCGCCGAAAUGUUCGGCAGGAGACCCGCCGAGCCGAGCGCGGGGCUGCCAUUUUCACAGGCCACUUUGGACCGUCUGGCGACUGCCGCGGCGGACCUGCGACGCUUCCUCGCGCGGGUUCACUUCGCGCACGAAACCGUCCCGGGUAUGAUGCCCGGCGCACUCUACCACCCCACGGAGGUGUUCGACCUCGCGAAAGCGCGGUACGAACACGUUUGGAUGCCCCUGCUCGCCUCGGAGAACUCCGCAUCCCCCAGGAAGCUCGCGGCGCCCCUGGACGUCCAGUGGAUGCACCACCUGCACCGCCUCGACCCCGACGCGUACCGAGUCGACUGCGAGCGCGCGUUCGGUCGCCUCGUCGACCCCGCGGAUCCGUUCCUCGUCGCGGGCGACGGCGCCCCUUCGGACGACCAGGCGGCGGAAUCGUUCGCUCGGGACGCGUGGAACGCGAUUGCGCCCGAGUGGCCCUUCGACCUCGAGGCGGCGCUCGUCGAUCACCGCCGCCGCGGCGGGCGUCUCCCACCACGCGGGUCCUCGAGUGCGAUCUCGUUCGAUUCGUCGUCGUGCGAUAUGAUCGGCAGCGCGACUCGGCAGGGGGGUUUCCUGUGGCAGGUACUCCCGUCUGAGACUUACGGCGACGAGGAUUUCAUUCAUCGCGCGGCGAGGCGGUACGCCAUGCUCGUCAUCCUUUGGCGGGACUUCCCCGGGGAGUUUCUGGUGCCGACGUACGAUCAGGACCUGGUGUGGCACGCGCACUUGUCGGUGCCGAGUGUCUACGAGAAGGAAAUGCGAACCGCCACGUACCGGAACGCGAUCGGCCACGACGACUCCGUCAACGACAGGACGCCGGGCGCAAAGCUCGAAGUGCGAGGACGGCGGACGAUGGAGCUGUGGAGGACGCAUUACCCUGUCAGCACGUGGGACGAACCGUACGCCCGAAGGGGGGCGAUGUGGCGGGGCGACGCUCCUGACUGGUACUGGACGUGCCAGUUUCCGAGGCCGAUUCCGCCUUCGCGCGCGCCCGGGCCCGUGACGGAGGGCAGCACCUUCAACCAGAGAAUCCCCGCCGUCGAGCUCGCCCCAAACGUCUUCUACGCUCCCCCGUCCAGAAUCUACGAUUACACCUCGAGGGGAAACGAAAAGUCGGGCUGGAUAUGCACCUUCGAGGAGCUAGUGCCGCCGCCUUUCGAACGAGCUGUCGACCCGGGCGUGCAGUACGUCAAGGUAAAAGUGCGGUACGCAGGGACGACCGAACUCGUCGAGGGAGCUUGGCUUCGCUUUCAGGUUCCGAUUGGGAUAUUUCCGCCCGAGUUCAUCGCGGAUGUUGAUGACGCUAGCUUCAUCACCACUUGUUCCUUCCCGGUACCACAUUGCGAGAAGUACUUGCACGCGACGUUUGUCACGCCGGUGGACAUCCGCCACGUCAUCGCACAGUAUCAGAACCGGGGUUGCUGCGUCUUUUGUUGCGGCGGUGGUCAACAGAAGAAUGACUACGGGCUCGGCCCCGCGCGACAGCCGACGACGAGUUCUUACGGCGGCGGGUGCGGCGCAGCCUGUGGAAGCGGCGGAGGCGGCGUCGGCGGAGCCUGUGGAGGCAGCUACGGCGGAGGAGGCUGCGGCGGAGGAGGCUGUGGAGGCGGCGGAGGCGGCUGCGGCGGAGGAGGAGGCUGCGGCGGAGGAUAG
Micromonas commoda is the source of this 1716-nucleotide messenger RNA. RefSeq lists its product with no specific name. Bases 1 to 1716 code for a protein of 571 amino acids. The record is from RefSeq and is a predicted model, not a curated record. The transcript has a single exon. NCBI's taxonomy places the organism in Eukaryota, Viridiplantae, Chlorophyta, Mamiellophyceae, Mamiellales, Mamiellaceae.